CGUAUAAUAAUUAAUAUUUAUUUGGUGAUUUUUUGUUUAAUUAUUAAAAUGUUAAGUAGCCAACUAAGCGUUGACUCGGUUGCUUGUCGUAUUUGUCAUGAAGAUGGAAAUUUCGAAGAAUUAGUUGAACCAUGUGAAUGUUCCGGUACAGUUGCACUUAUUCAUGUAAGCUGUUUAGAAAAAUGGCUUACGACGUCAAACACACGUUCUUGUGAAAUAUGUAAACAUAAGUUUUCACUGCAAACACUCAACAAACCAAUUAUGCAGUCGAUUCAACAAUGGUUGAAUAUAAAAAGUAACUGUCGAGGAUUAAUAGUAGACAUGAUAUGCAUACUUGUUCUCACAUUCUUAUUCAUCGCUGGGAUGUAUCUUUGUUAUAUUGGUGUUAUCCACUUUACCCAUCUCAGGAAUUGGGAGAGUACAAUAAUAUUAACCUUGUCAAUUGUACUAAUAACAGUUUAUUUUAUUUGGCUAGCUAUUACAAUAAGAUACCAUUUGCAAUCAUGGAAACAGUGGCAUAAGAAAAAUAAAGAUAUUAAAUUAUUGGUGGCGGGUUUUUCUAAUACCGCCAGGCUACAGAAAAAACAAUUUAAUGUGAUUCAAAGAUCAGUUAGUAGAAAUGAUGGAAGCAGCAGUGGACUGAAUCAUGAUGAUAAUAACGUUAACAUUAACUCAAAUGGUGUAAAUAAUUUAAAUAGAUUUCGAUUAUGGUAUCAUAGAUUUUUUAAUACUAAUCAAGAUUUACAUCAGCCCACUCGAGAAACAUUAGUUUAA
Molecule: messenger RNA, 774 nt
Organism: Microplitis mediator
Lineage: Eukaryota; Metazoa; Arthropoda; Insecta; Hymenoptera; Braconidae
Product: E3 ubiquitin-protein ligase MARCHF2-like
Exons: 4
Coding region: 49-774 (241 amino acids)
Biological process (GO): protein ubiquitination
Molecular function (GO): ubiquitin-protein transferase activity; zinc ion binding
Source: RefSeq, a predicted model, not a curated record